AUGCACCGCAGGUUCCAAACCACCUCUUCCUCGUCCUCCAGGUGGGGUCUUCCUCUGUCUGCCAUUGCCUCAUUGCCGUUAUUCAUUCACAAAUCACCACCUUCACUUGACUCUAACUACGUAUUUGAGUGUGCAAUAUGUUUGAGUGUUUUCCUAGAGGAAGAGAUUGGAAGGAAAUUGCCGGGAUGUGGGCAUGUGUUUCAUGUGGAUUGUAUAGACAUGUGGUUGUACUCGCAUUCUACUUGCCCUAUUUGUCGGUCGUUAAUAAUAUGCCACUACAGUAAUCAUAUAGCAGAGUACAUAGAGAUUGAUUUACUUGACCAAGAAGGGGAAUUAGAGUUGGAGAUUCACAAUCCACAAAGUAGUCCAGUACAAGAAAGUAGUAAAACUACAAACAUGGUUGUUCAGGUUGAUUCUGGAACGAGUUCUUCAUCAACCUCGGAAUGA
Molecule: messenger RNA, 447 nt
Organism: Erigeron canadensis
Lineage: Eukaryota; Viridiplantae; Streptophyta; Magnoliopsida; Asterales; Asteraceae
Product: RING-H2 finger protein ATL63-like
Exons: 1
Coding region: 1-447 (148 amino acids)
Source: RefSeq, a predicted model, not a curated record